Emericellopsis atlantica is the source of this 698-nucleotide messenger RNA. RefSeq lists its product as uncharacterized. Bases 151 to 642 code for a protein of 163 amino acids. Lineage: Eukaryota; Fungi; Ascomycota; Sordariomycetes; Hypocreales; Bionectriaceae. The record is from RefSeq and is a predicted model, not a curated record. The transcript is spliced from 2 exons.
CAUUCCUCAAUGUCCGGAUCGACCGGACCCAUACUUCAGGGUCCAUAGACAUAUAUAAGUGCUUGAGAACAAGGUUCGGCUCCAAAGUAAAUCAAAUUUAUUUCAAUUCAUAAGUGACUUUAUCUACGUAUAAGUUGAGUUGCUCACGCCAUGGCUACGCUGCAAUACUCCACGCCCUCGCUGCUGGCUGUCGCCACUGGCAUCCUAGGUUCAGCAUGGGCAUCUGGCACAAUCGCAUCCAUGUCUCUCGUGGGUAUGCCCACAGCAAUGUCAGCGCCCAAUGAUUCGGUCUACGUCUGGCACGGCAUCUUCACGCGUGGCAUGAAUGUCAUGCCCAAGGUCGCCAUCCUCAUCGCAGCGGCAUACUCAUACGGCGCCUACGAUGCGCGCAAUCGCGGCGAGAACUGGAAAGGAUAUCUUGCCGCGGGCGGCGCUGUGCUCUCCAUCAUUCCCUUUACUCUCCUCUUCAUUGGCGGUACCAAUGCGACCCUGAUCAGCGCGUUCAAGGGGGCGACCGUUUUGUCACAGGGCAGAGCCUCGGAGCUCAUUGGGAAAUGGGGCGCGUUGAAUUUGGGAAGAAGUCUCUUCCCUUUGGUGGGUGCUAUCAUAGGGCUUAGCACGUUUCUCGGAAACUUGUCCUGAAGCAGGAAGAUCAUUGGUGUUUGCAGAAUUCAUAUUGGGAAAUCAUUAAUGACCAC